Molecule: messenger RNA, 972 nt
Organism: Penicillium brasilianum
Lineage: Eukaryota; Fungi; Ascomycota; Eurotiomycetes; Eurotiales; Aspergillaceae
Source: the annotation of a GenBank genome assembly
AUGGCCUACAACAAGAGCUAUAAUCCUGACGCGCUGCCAGCGCACGCUGAGCCAGAGCAGGUCGCGCAGAUGAUAGGGAACAUGCAGGUGUCUGGAGGCCACAGUCAGAGCCAAAAACCUCUCCCCUCGCGUCCACCACCACAGUCAGCCUCUAGCGGUGGAAUCUCCUCUCGAGUCCCCGUCUCCAACCCUCCCCCCUCGCACGCAUACAACAAUGCCCCUCCUGCGAACUCCUACAACGGCCGACCCUCGCCUGCGAACGUGCCUCCUCCAAACCAACAGUACCGACCUCACCCAUUACAUCCCUCUCCACCACCCCAGAACUACGGCUUCGGUCCCCCUCCGGCUCAGCCCCAGCGUAAUCGACCCCCACCCGCCUCGCGCCCGCCUCCAUCCCCGCAACCGCCGCUUCUGUCCGCGCCGAGCAAUGACCCGCAACAGCUCUUCCCUCUCUUCCGCGCUGCAAACUCCUCGCACAGCGGUUCGCUGACGGAGCAUGAGCUCGGAUCUGCCCUCGUCAAUGGUGAUUACACCUCGUUCCACCCACGCACGGUGAAGAUGAUGAUUCGAAUGUUCGACCGGGAUGGAAAUGGCACCAUCAACUUUGACGAGUUUGUCUCCUUGUGGAAAUACCUUGCUGCUUGGCGGGAGUUGUUUGAUCGAUUCGACGAGGACCGCAGCGGGCGCAUUAGCUUGCAAGAGUUUGAGAAUGCGCUGGUCGCGUUCGGGUACCGUCUUACAACCAAGUUUGUCUCGGUGCUCUUUACUGCGUUUGAAAGUAAGACGAAGCAGGUUAGUGGGCCGCAGAAGAGUCCGGGCCAGAACGGGAUGAGCUUCGAUCUGUUCGUGCAGGCUUGUAUUAGCCUGAAGCGAAUGACGGAUGUUUUCAAGCGGUAUGAUGAGGAUCGGGAUGGGUAUAUCACUGUGAGCUUUGAGGAGUUUUUGACUGAAUUCAUCCUAUUGCAGGAUUAA